Limanda limanda (common dab) is the source of this 2169-nucleotide messenger RNA. It is a transcript of the gene mcama, whose product is annotated as melanoma cell adhesion molecule a. Gene Ontology annotation, cellular component: plasma membrane. The record is from RefSeq and is a predicted model, not a curated record. Bases 1 to 2169 code for a protein of 722 amino acids. Gene Ontology annotation, biological process: angiogenesis. The transcript is spliced from 18 exons. Lineage: Eukaryota; Metazoa; Chordata; Actinopteri; Pleuronectiformes; Pleuronectidae.
AUGGCUGACCGGCUGCAGAUUGGCCUGGCUUGGGCCAGGGUGGAGGUGACCAUGCAAGCAGGCGUUGAAGCGUACCUGAGUGACUCGGCUCAGAUCCCCUGCCAGUACAGAUUCUCCAACGUGGACUCUGAGCCCAGCUUCGUCAUGAUCCAGUGGUUUGUGACCGGCGUCGGCCGCUCACGGACGCGGAUCUUCUACUUCGAUAGCAACGUUAGCACCGCUGACAACAACACGGACUUCACCGGCCGCGUCCAAGUGACUCGAGACCCUGAGGGAACUGUGCUCACCAUCCAGGACGUUCAGCUCUCUGAUGAGAGGGAGUUCUUCUGCCAGGUCAACGGGCUGGAGGCCGGGGCCGCCGAGGGCAAGACCCACCUCAGAGUGUUCGCUCCGCCAGAGGCUCCGGUGAUCGAGGGCGUCCUCACUGGAAUAUCUGUGACCAAAGAGGGGCCGUCUAAGGUUGCAUCAUGUGAGGUGACCAACGGCUUUCCCAAACCCAACAUCACCUGGUACAGAAACAACCUGCCGCUGAAGCCAGAUCCAGGAAAUGUGAACGUGUUGAUCCUGACCUGGGAGACCAAAGGCCUGUACUCGGUGGAGAGCACGCUGGAGUACAAGGUGGUGAAGGAGGACAGAGAGGCCCGUUUCUCCUGUGAGGUCAGCUUCUCCGUCCCGGGAGCCAUCAGGACAGUGGAGUCAAACAGCAUCAACAUCACGGUUCACUACCCUACCACCAUGGUGGAGCUGUGGAAGGAGAAACCCAAGGGCCUGGUCAAAGAGGGGGAUGCUGUGGAGCUGCAUUGCCAAGGCGAUGGCAACCCCCUGCCGACCUUCAUUUUCAGCAGAGGACAAGAGGAGGAUUACGAGGCCAAGCCGGGCGUCGUGUUGGCUCUGGCUGCGGUUUCACGGAAAGACAGCGCCCUCUACCACUGUCGGCCGGCGCUCGCUGACGGAAACGCCGAGGUCGGAGGGCAGGUGCAGCUCACCGUGCACUAUCUGGAUCCAGCUGUGGUUGUACCUAAAGAAUCUGAGUUCAUGAACAAGGGAGAAAGUUUGACCGCGAGCUGCAACGCUCUGUCCUCCCUGAAAACCUCCACCGUCUGGUACAAGGAUGGCAAGCAGGUGGGUAAGGGCAACACCUUGCACCUGCAGGACGCCACCUAUGACACAACAGGAGAGUACAAAUGUGAGGUGACCGUUCCCUCGCUGCCGGCGCUGAAAACCAACGGCUCCGUUAACAUCAUCGUUCAAGGUGGUCCACAGCUGAUGGGGGUGGAGCAGGAGGUGCAGCUGGAGGAGGUGCAAGGCCAGAUGAUCAACCUCAGCUGUGAGGCGAUGGGUCAUCCACUGCCCGAUAUCACCUGGAGCUUCAUCGGAGUCCAGAACUGGCUCGAGGUGGAGGAUGCGAGAAACAUGAAAGAGCACAUGCGGAGGAGCGUGGUGUCGGUGAAAGUCACCUCGGACAUCAGCGCUCAGUGCAACGCGUCCAACGAGAUGGGCACCGAGGUCAAGACCUUCAGCAUCAGAGCCGUUCCCAGGGCCACCACCACCGCUCCCUUCUCUCCCGUUGACCGCAGUGGAGGGAUCAUUGUGGGGAUCAUUGUGUGUCUGCUGCUGCUCGCCAUCCUCGGCAGCGUCCUCUACUUCCUCUACAAGAAGGGAAAGAUCCCCUGUGGACGCUCGGGGAAGCAGGAGAUAAGCAACAAGGAAAUCACCAAAGACGACAUCGUUGUGGAGAUGAAAACCAACACGAAGACCGAGGAGACCGUCCUGCUCAAGGCCGUGAACGGGGGGAAAGGGUCGCCCAACGACAAGACCAAACGAGACCAAACGAGACCAGCUGCUCGGCCGCGGCAGCUCUUCACCGCCGGUGCAGAUCCACCGAGAGGCUCGCCAGCGUGUCUGAUCCGUCCCACAGUGAGGAGGAGACAGGAAGCAGCUCUGCCUCCAGACCGCUGUCAGCAGCACGAGCUGGAAAUGACUCCAACAGUAGCUCAGGUUUCCAGCUGGAGUCUGGAGGAGGAGGAGGAGGAGGAGGAGGAAGAUCCGUCAGUGACUCGAGAGCUGAGAGGAGGAGAUAUGGAGCCGACGUGUCCGAUCGCCAUGGAGAUGACGGAGCGAGCCGCAGGUGACACGUACGACCACGAAGCCCGGCGAUACUGCAACUGA